CAUACCCGACCCGAUUUGUCAUUGUUGUCCCUCUUCUUCUCCAUCUUACCCUCUCCUCCGAAUUUCCCUUCUCUCCUCUCCUCCUCGCCGGCGCCGGAAAUCACCACCGCCGGUUAGAAUUUUUCUUCUAAUUCUUCGUCAUCUUUUCGUAUCACGGGAGGCGUUGCACGGAUUGUUAACCAUGGAUACCGAUCCUCGACAAUUAGACCACAUCCAGGUAGUCCAUGACAGUGACAUUCACAACAUUGUUCUAUCAUAUCUUGUGCAUAAUUGCUUCAAUGAGACCGCGGACUCGCUCGUUUCUUCUACUGGAUUAAAGCAACCUGAAAAUUAUCUUGAGGGUAUGGACAGGAGAAAACGAAUAAUAAAGUUUACACUGGAAGGUAAGGCAUUGAAGGCUGUUGAACUUACUGAGCACUUAGCAGAAGGCAUGCUUGAAAAAAACAAGGAACUGCACUUUGAUCUUUUGAGCCUUCAUUUUGUCGAGCUACUCUGUGCUAGAAACUGCACAGAAGCCCUUCAAUUCGCUCGGACAAGAUUGGCUCCUUUCGGGAAGGACCAAAAAUAUGUUGAAAAGCUCGAAGAUGUCAUGGCCUUACUGGCUUAUGAAGACCCGGAAAAGUCCCCGAUGUUUCACCUUCUCAGCUUUGAGCACAGACAGCGUGUUGCUGACAAUCUGAACCGUGCAAUUCUCGAGCAUGCGAAUCUUCCAAGCUACACACCAAUGGAAAGGGUAAUACAACAAGUGACAGUUGUGAGGCAGUACUUGAAGCAAGAGAGCGGAAAAGACGGGUUUCCGCCCUUUUCCUUGAAGGAUUUCCUCCAAAGCUGAAAACACAGAGGCUGCAACGGUUGGCUAUAGAUCUCAUCAGUUCAUCUCCAUUGAAAAUCCGCAAAAAAGAAGCUCAGAAGUUGGUCCCCUUUUGGAAAAAGGUUCGUUUGGGGACUUGAUCCCUCUACUUGAAUUGGUUUAUGCUUUCACGAAUACGUUUUGUAAAUUUUGCUCUUUUGUUAUUUUUAUGUGUAAUUCAAGAAACUCGAGCUUCUUUUGUGGCACCAUGAAAAGGUUUCUUUAGUAUUUUUUACUUGUCGGAUUCAUACGUAUGAUUAUGUGAACAUAUGACUUCUUGUUUUGUC
This is a messenger RNA of Tarenaya hassleriana, 1137 nucleotides long. RefSeq names its product glucose-induced degradation protein 8 homolog. The record is from RefSeq and is a predicted model, not a curated record. Gene Ontology annotation, molecular function: protein binding. Bases 182 to 832 code for a protein of 216 amino acids. Gene Ontology annotation, cellular component: cytoplasm. Lineage: Eukaryota; Viridiplantae; Streptophyta; Magnoliopsida; Brassicales; Cleomaceae. The transcript is spliced from 7 exons. Gene Ontology annotation, biological process: cytoskeleton organization; cell surface receptor signaling pathway.